UUUCAAGGGCAAAAUAAUAGAUAGGAGGGGUCCUAGAUAAGAGAAGACUCAAUUAUUGUAGGCUACAAUUGUACAAUCAAAACGAUGGUACCGCCCUCUGUUUAAUACAUCACAUGAUAACGAUGGAAGCUGCAGUUCUGUAUAAAAGCCCGAAGAAACAGUACCUUCUUUCAACGUUGCAGCACUAGCUUGAAGACCACUGGUUUUUUGAACACUAGCAACACGCGCUUUUAAAGGGACAGCACCGGGCUCAUAUGUAAGUCAUCAUGGCGGAUUCCAGCAACCACAUUACAUGCCUGUCCCGGGCUUUAUCACAGCCUACACUCAAAUUGGCAGAAUGUAACGAUGUUAGUCCUGCAAGAACGAUUCCGCUGCAUCCAUGCCGAAGGAGAAUGUUAUCGAGCUGCACCUCGAUCGAGGUCAUUGAGCCGGUGACUUCAUAUAUCGAGGCGCGAGUCCUGGUUAUCAACACCGGAGGAACCAUCGGGAUGACUCUUCAUGAUAAUGGGCUUGCCCCACAAGCCAAUGCAUUUGUGAAGAACCUACGCAAGUUGCCCUUCUUCCACGAUGAGAAGUAUGCCCAGGAGACCGGCCUGUUUGAGUACUAUGGAGAUGAGACCCUGGUCUUGCCGCUGAGUAAAAACAAUAAGAGGAUAGUCUACACUAUUUUAGAGUACGACCCUUUGCUGGACUCCUCUAAUAUGACCACAGAAGACUGGGCUAAAAUCGGAAAGGACAUUGAGAAAAACUAUGAAAGCUAUGAUGGUUUUGUGAUCCUCCAUGGCACAGACACUAUGGCUUACACAGCCUCUGCCCUGUCCUUCAUGUGUGAACAUUUGGGUAAAGUGAUCAUUGUCACUGGAUCACAGGUGCCGAUCUAUGAGAUGAGGAAUGAUGGCAGAGACAACUUUCUGGGGGCGCUGCUGAUUGCUGGCCAGUUUGUCAUUCCUGAGGUGUGCCUAUAUUUUUACAACAAACUCUACAGAGGGAAUCGUUCGACCAAGGUGGAUACGGGGAGUUUCAAUGCAUUCGCCUCCCCUAACUUGACCCCUUUGGCCACUGCUGAAGUGGACAUUACAAUCAACUGGGAUACAGUGUGGAGGGCAAACACCACAGCAAAGUUUCAAGUCAGCCCUGAGCUGAACAGGAACGUGGGCCUGCUCCGGCUGUUCCCAGGGAUCACCGCUGCUACUGUAAGGGCUUUCCUGCAGCCGCCCAUGGAGGGUGUGGUCCUGGAGACCUACGGCAGUGGAAAUGCCCCCGAUAACCGAAAAGACCUGUUGGAUGAGCUGAAGGAGGCCACCGACCGUGGUGUCAUCAUCAUGAACUGCACCCAGUGUCUUAGGGGGACUGUGUCUGCAUCUUACGCCACUGGCACGGUAUUGCUGGAUGCAGGGCUGUUACCUGGCAGUGACAUGACUCCAGAGGCUGCCCUUUCAAAGCUGUCCUACGUAUUGGCCAAGAAAGACAUAAGUCUUGAUGCCAAGAAAAAGAUGAUGGCUCGGAACCUGCGAGGUGAGAUGAGUGCCGACUUAGCAGGAGCCAAGCUGUGUCUGAGAGACAGCCGUUUCAUCCAGGCCAUCGCCAAGUCUCUUAGCAUCAGCUGCAAGGAGGAACUGGAAGCCAUCCGUGAUGCCCUGACUCCCCCACUGGCAUGUGCUGCUGCUAAGAACGGAGACAUAGAGGCAUUGGAAGCCCUAAAGGAAAUGGGCAGUAACUUGUGUCUGGGUGACUAUGAUGGACGAACACCCCUACAUGUUGCCGCCUGUGAGGGCAACCACAAAGUGGUGGAGUACCUACUGGGUCUUGGAGCAUCAGUCUAUGCUAAAGAUCGCUAUGGGGACACACCCCUAAGCAACGCUGUACGCUUCAGGAACAAGGAGGUUGUGAAGCUGCUGAGAAAGACUGGAGCCCACUUCUCCAAAGAUGAGUUGGAUGAAGCCGGAACCGAACUGUGCAGCCUGGCAGCCAGCGCUGACCUGGAUGGCCUGGAAAUCUGGAGUCUUGCCGGAGCUGAUCUGAAUAAACCAGGCUACGAUGGACAGGCAGCAAUUGGAGUGGCCCAGGCUGUUGGCAAUCAGAAAGUGGUGGCAUUUUUAGUCCAACUCCUGAGCAAAAAAGCCAAGCCUUGUGCCUAUUAUCCAUCCAUCCAUCCAUCCAUCCAUCCAUCCAUCCAUCCGUCCGUCCAUUUUAUAAACUGCUUGUGUAUCCCAGCAUGCAUUGCACAAGAGGCAGGUUACACCUCUAGAUAGGUCAGUCUAUCACAGGACUAAAACACACAUAUACACAACAAACGCAAUCACACCUACAAACAAUUUAGAGCUGCCACUUCACCUGUCUCCUGGAGGAAACCCACGCAGACAGUGGGAGAACCUCCAGCUCUGCACAGAAAGGGCUCCGUUGUCCCUGCUGCAACAGUCCUAAUCAUCAAGUGCCCAUGGGGCCCUUCUGCCUAUUUUAUUUCAAAUCACACAUACACGAUACACAAUACGAUGUGAAGAGAAUUCGACAUAUGGAACGAAAGAGGACUUGUAAUUGUUAUUGAAAAAUGCAUUUCUACAAAAAAAAAGUAAGAUAGUAAGCAUGCCUCGGACCUCUCUGUUGUUCAUCAAAGCUACGUCCGAUAAAGUCUGAUCACCUUUUAAUGCCUGCCCGCCAAUGCCUGUGAAUGCUAAACCUGUGCAGCCUGCUUUACACUAGGCUGACCAGGGUGUGUUUGUGUGUACACACUAGUAGUUAAUAGCACUGAAACACCUCGCACCUCCCCAGUGCUGCCUGUUUAUCUUGUCUGUCUUUUUUUGUCUCCG
Molecule: messenger RNA, 2807 nt
Organism: Perca fluviatilis (European perch)
Lineage: Eukaryota; Metazoa; Chordata; Actinopteri; Perciformes; Percidae
Gene: aspg
Product: asparaginase homolog (S. cerevisiae)
Exons: 16
Coding region: 267-2252 (661 amino acids)
Biological process (GO): amino acid metabolic process
Molecular function (GO): protein binding; asparaginase activity
Source: RefSeq, a predicted model, not a curated record